ACCCAGCUGGUUCUGAAAUUUAGGAAGUCAGGCAGGCUCCCAACGCAACGCCACAAUGUCGCGGACGAUUUUCACCGUGCGAUGUCAGACCCGAGAGACCCACAUCGUUUGGAUGUCCACAUGAGGCUUUCCUUCGCCUUCUUGUGCAAUGUGGUUGAAUGCCGCAUUCGUGUGCUUGAUCGACAUCGUCAUCGACGGCCUCUUGAAUGUAUUCUCCAAGCGAACGACUUUGAUCAAGAUGUUCCUAGCUCGAAUACCGCAAGAUCACAAGGGUAUAGUCCAGCUCCCUCUUGCCGCGAUCAGUUGCAGAAUCUAUACCACAGUGCCGAAAUCUGAACUCUUAGGAGGCGAAGCUCGAACAGGUAUCAUCUUCCUUGGCUUGGUGGACUUCAAGCCGACCGGCGAUACUGGACCCUUCAGCUUGAGUAUAUGCGCAUAUAUGCAUACAUUCUCUAUCCUUUUCGGGGCUUAUGGCAACUUCUGGUUCUCGUAUCAUGUCCUUCACUCACAAGACCUCCCGUCUGCUAGGUCACCGGGCAGCGAUUUCAUCAUUGUAGUGUGUCAUGUUGACCGAGAUACUUACUCGAUCGGACACGAAGCUCUACAUUGGUGAUAUCGACUCCACUUCAUUCGGCUCAUGGUCUCGGACGUCACUCAUGCCUUGUCGGCUUGAGGUUCUCUGUUCAGGAAUCAAGAAGCAGUGCUAUUCGAAGUUCUUCUAUAUAUGACGACGAAAAGUU
Somion occarium is the source of this 740-nucleotide messenger RNA. The record is from the annotation of a GenBank genome assembly. Lineage: Eukaryota; Fungi; Basidiomycota; Agaricomycetes; Polyporales; Cerrenaceae.